AUGAAACCUUCAGUCUCCGUGGGCCCCCCCUCUGGCCUGCUGCUGGUCCUGAUGUGCUGCCCCCUGCUGGGCCUGGUCCAGUCUGCCAGCAGCAACAAGGCCAGCGACAACGCACACCCGCACCUGGGAGACUCCGACCCCGAGCGGUGCAUGAGGCACCACUUUGUGGAGACCAUCACACACCCGAUUUAUAAGUGCAACUCCAAGAUGGUGCUGCUGGCGCGCUGCGAGGGUCACUGCAGCCACACCACCCGCUCCGACCCGCUCAUCUCCUUCAGCUCCGUGCUCAAGCAGCCCUUCAAGAGCACCUGCUCCUGCUGCCGGCCACACACCUCCAAGCUGAAGGCGGUGAGGCUGCGCUGCGCCGGCGGGACCCGCAUCACGGCCACUUACAGAUACAUCCUCGCCUGCAACUGUGAGGAAUGCAGCUGAGCGGCGAGCGGCCCCCUCCCACACCCUCCAGACUCUCAAGACCCAGCGUUUUCCUUGGCCCCGGGCCCUUAAUCUAAAGCUAUCCAGAGCGUUUCGGUUGAUUGUUGGAUCAGAUAAUUGCCCCAGAGGACAGCAGCUCAAGAUGCUUGUUGUUAUCUUGGCAGUGACAGUUUGGAGCGAUCGUACCACCCUCACACUGGCCUGAAAACCGACCCGCAGCCCCCGGGACUCACACACCACAUACUAUACCCUCUCCACGAUGUGCAUUCAAUCACAACAAAUCAUAAGAAGCAUAUUUUCUCCAGCAGC
Seriola dumerili (greater amberjack) is the source of this 741-nucleotide messenger RNA. RefSeq names its product NDP, norrin cystine knot growth factor (gene ndp). The record is from RefSeq and is a predicted model, not a curated record. The coding region runs from base 1 to 432 and encodes 143 amino acids. NCBI's taxonomy places the organism in Eukaryota, Metazoa, Chordata, Actinopteri, Carangiformes, Carangidae. Gene Ontology annotation, biological process: Wnt signaling pathway. The transcript has 2 exons.